Molecule: messenger RNA, 3585 nt
Organism: Moneuplotes crassus
Lineage: Eukaryota; Ciliophora; Spirotrichea; Euplotida; Euplotidae
Source: the annotation of a GenBank genome assembly
UAAUUGUAAAUAUUACUACAAAAUGUUAAAGGAAAAACUAUUACAGUCCAUUCUAGAUUUCAGAUUAAUGGACACAGUGACGGAAUGUAACUUUGGAUUUGAGAAGGUGAUCCAAUCCAAAGGAGCUAGAGGAAGAAAUCAGACAAAUAAGUUAUUUGUUCCCUUCCAAGAUAUGGACUUCGUCAAGAGCUUCAUGGUGAGGUAUGAGUCAGCCCAAAGAGGAACUAAAAGACUCACCUCCCUCAGGUUACUGAGCGAGCUAGAUAUUCUUCCUACCUAUCUCUGUGAUAGAGGAAGAUACGGCUUUCAGCUCUUUUAUAUUGAUGAAAAAUCAGUUAGCGAAAUAUCUAUUGUAAGAAAAGAUACACAAGAAGCCUGAAUUUAUAUAAAGCUUAAGAGACUCCCAGAGUUUUACACUUUUGAGUAUAAUUCAUCAGGUAGUAAGGUAAAGUUAUAUAUGAAGAAGCAAAGGAGCAAGCUCUGGUCUGACGACAUUUUGGUUAGCUCAAUCCAAUCCCAGAUGACUGUAAGAAUAUGUGGAACUUUAAGUCUGAGAAGUGAAAUCCCUUUAGAGCUAAUCCCUUCUGAUGAGCGAAAGGAGGGUUUAACUGAGUUUGCAGCCCCUUAUAUUCUAAAACAAGCAUUUAAAAAUAGGUUGUUCAAAGGGAUAAAUCCUAAUAACAAUAAGUUUCUCCAGAAGCACUCUCAGUUCGUCAAGGUUCCACCUGAGGUGGAACUGAUCAUGAGGAAGAACUUUGCAGAAUUUCUUGAAACAAUGUCUGGACUACUGAGAUCUCUACCAUUCAAAGUGAUGUACUCCUUCUUAUGCCUAUUCAGCAAGAGGGUGAUCCAUGUCCUGGAUUACUCCCUCCAAGAGUACAAACGCACUCUUGAACGGAUCAAGAUGACAUUAAGAAAGGAAAGAUCAAGGGAUGCUGUAGAUACAAUGGAAUUUGCUGUUCAAAAUGUGGCAUUAGAUAACCGAUUCUGGAGAGAAGGACUCUACGAUAGGAUAAUGAAGCUAUAUUCUGCUACUUAUGAUCAUUUCAGUCAAUAUUUUGAUGACAUCCAAAUGACAGACAAGUUGGUUAGAGUUCGAAAAGUUGUAGUCACUCCUUCUAGAAUUGAGCUAGAUUUCCCUUUCCUGAACUCAACUAAUAGAGCAAUCAGGAACAACCUUGAAAAUAUAGAUGAUUUUAUUAGAGUCUCUUUUAUGAGUGAGGACUAUCAGAAGGGGAAUUAUUCCUUUAAUUACUCAGACUCAGAAGGUAUUUUUAACCAUCUCAGAAAUGUUCUUGAAGAUGGUUUUAAGAUUGGAGGUAAAACCUUCAAGUUCCUCCAUUAUUCUAAUUCCCAACUUAAAAGUUACUCAUGCUGGUUUAUGAAUGAAGUUAAGCCCCACUUGACUUAUAAUAGGGUCAUUCAGGAACUUGGGAAUUUUAACGGACUUGGGACAGUGUCUAAGAAUGCCGCAAGAAGAGGCCAGGCUUUUAGCAGCACUAUUAAAACCGUUUCUCUUGAUUCUAGGAAGGAAAUUCAAGAACUAUCAGAUAUCAAGAAAAACGGCUAUGAAUUUACAGAUGGAUGAGGGUUCAUUGAUCCUGAACUCUUAGAAGAUAUUCGAAAGAAGUACUUUAGCGGUGUCUUUAGCUCUGCAAUCCAGAUUAGACUUGGAGGAUACAAGGGCAUGCUCCUUGCUUCAAAAGAAAUCCCAAAAGGGGUUAAAGUACAGCCUGUGAGAAGCAUGAGAAAAUUCGAACUUGAUAAAAAUCAAACCUUUCUUGAUUUAGAGGUAGUGAAGCUUGCUCAUUACAUGCCAGGAUACUUGAACAAACAAAUAAUUCAAGUUCUUUGGGCAAAUGGAGUUCACUCACGAAUUUUUAGACAAAUCCAGCAUAGUUAUAUUGAUAAAAUGCUUGCUUUUUAUAAGUUAAGCAAGGUUGGAGAGAAGUACAAAAAUCAUGAUGAGAUCCUCCAGUCAAUAAGCUUGAUCAGCAGGAAUGUUCUAUCUGCGAACCAGAAAGGGAAAUCUUAUUCUGAUCCCUUCUUGCAUCCAAUUGUGAUGUCCAUUGCUUAUAGUAAGAUACUGAAAGUUAGAAAUAAAUUCAAGAUUUAUGAUGAACACGGUUGCAACUUGUUCGGAGUUAUUGAUCCAUACAACUGCUUAGAAGAAGGAGAAGUCUUCAUACAGUUUAAUAAGUAUGUUAAGCAUCCACAUGAAAGAGCUGCAUAUGACCAUACAUUGAUCACAGGAGAUGUUCUGGUUUCAAGAUCUCCUUGUGUUCAUCCAGGAGACAUGCGAGUUCUAGAGGCUGUCAAUGAGCCUGCCUUACUUGACUUUGUCAAUGUUAUCAUCUUCUCAGCUAAAGGAGACAGGCCAGAACAACACAAAAUGGGAUAUGGAGACUUAGAUGGGGAUAUUUAUUGGAUUAAUUGGAGACCAGAGUUUAUCAAGAGCUUUGUUCAAGCUGAGCCAAGCGAACCCCCAGUUGGGUUCUUUGAAGGGGAGCCUUCAGUACCCCUGACGGAUUAUAGUGAGGAAGUAGGGCAGCAAGACUGAAUUGACAACUUCCUAGACUAUAUAAGAAAAGAUUUUCUAGGACAAAUAGCCAAUUUGCACUGCAAGAUAGCUGAUCAGCAUCAGAAUAAUCUUCAUUUAGUUGACUGUAUGACUCUCGCAAGGAUGCAUACUCAAGCUAUUGAUGGUCAGAAGAGAGAUGUCGAAUUUGAUCCUGAGGAAUUCAAGCAAAUCAAGAGAAAAUUUGACUUUGAAGUGGACUUCAUGUCAAGAGGGAGACAUAAAAUUGGGAAGAAAAAUAUAAGACCAUCUCCUGGUGUGAUAGGCAUACUUUAUAGAGAUUUACAGAAUUAUGUUCAAAAGGACCAUAUUAUAGAAUUGGAGUAUAUGUUCAAAAUUAAGAGAGAUUACUGGAUUCCUGAGAGACUCUGGAAGGAUAUGAAAAUAUGCAAUCAUCUUCCUUACAUAUACUCCUCAAUAGUGAGACCCUACAAUGAUUCUAUUCGUAACUUACUUCACAGUAAGGGCUUGUGCAGUGAAGGAGACUUAUUUAUAUCAAACAGCUUAUUAAGCAAUAUGGUUGCAACUAAAGAAGAAUUAUUCCAAUCUAGAGAGGAUGUAACAAUCAUUCUUGAAGGAAUGAGAGAUACUUAUCGUAAAUAAGCUUAAAGAGUACCAAGAAGACUAUUUCAAACAUACAGAACAAGAGAAUAGCUCCAAAGAGUUUAAGCUACAUCCAGUCUUGAACAAAGCUUUAGAGUUUGCGACCUACUUCAACAUUUGGCAAAAAGAUUCGCCUUGAAUCAAGAGAUUUUAUCAAAACAGAAAGUUUAAGCUCUUUGUGAGAUACAUCGAUAGGGAUCAUCCGAGAGGAAAACCAAUGUGUUAUGAAGAAUACUGGAGGAAAAUUUCCUCAUCUCAUCUCCAGAUGCAUGAUAUUUGAAGAGUGAUCGAACACUCCCAGUUGUUCUCUGCUUGGUGGCUCCUAGGCGACCUCUAACCUUAGAUGGCUUUACCAAUGCAGAGCAGGUUAGAUGUUGGAGAAUAAAUAUUAAAGUUCAACUGGU